Messenger RNA from Erpetoichthys calabaricus (reedfish), 7201 nucleotides. It is a transcript of the gene vangl2, whose product is annotated as VANGL planar cell polarity protein 2. Bases 1010 to 2575 code for a protein of 521 amino acids. Gene Ontology annotation, biological process: establishment of planar polarity; multicellular organism development; Wnt signaling pathway, planar cell polarity pathway. Gene Ontology annotation, cellular component: plasma membrane. Lineage: Eukaryota; Metazoa; Chordata; Cladistia; Polypteriformes; Polypteridae. The record is from RefSeq and is a predicted model, not a curated record. The transcript is spliced from 9 exons.
CACAAGACAGUGCUGUUACGCGUUUGUGAACAACGUUCUUUUCCCAGCCGUAACUCAUGUAAACAGAGAAGAGACAGAAAACGCAACUGGAAGAGAAAGCUGGGGGGUGGUGGUGGGAGCGAACGUGUGAAUUCAAUAGCGAAAGAAAUGGGGAGGUGGGAUUCAGGGUGGAAGAGCCGGCUUCGCUUUUGAAUGAGAGAGAGAGAGAGAGAGACGGGGGACGAGCGAGAGCGAGCAAGGAAAGAUCCUGGAAGAAGAAUCACUGUUGUUUAAAAGAGAGAGAGAGAGAAAGAGAAGAAAGGGGGAAAAAGAGCAGGCAAGGAAAAGCUGAAGGAAACAAAGGAGGAACUGCAUUUCCUGUAAAGUAUGCGCCUAUGAUCCUUUCCACCGGAGAUUGUCUAAUCUGCAAUAAAAAAUUAACAUAACGAGGUAUCGGAUUUGGACGUGGAGAUCGGAGGAAUUCGGCUGACUUAAUAAAGCAACCUUCUCUGGAUGUACAAUUAAUUGCUAAGGAACUUCAACGUGUGAAUGAAUUCGCGUUUCUCGGGCAUCUUUUAACUCAAUGAAAAGGAAACAGCCAGGUCGACGGUUCGAUUAACAAUAAAGUCAGAAUUUGGGAGCUGACCCUUUCAUCAGUACAAUUGUAUUCCCCCCAUUGUCUCCGCCUAACUGUGAACGUUCAAGACUAAUGCAAAUCCUGAUAUACCAAUCUCAAAAGAAGGGGGCUCUUCACAAGUGAAUUUCCUGUCAAACCAGCAGGUUGUUCAGCCUUUGGCAUUCUCUGAGUGGGUAACACCAGUCCUUCAAAAUAGAUUCUCUCAGGAGCAAAGUCGACCUUCUGAAAUUACCUCUCUCUCUCUCUGCUAAGGCGGUGACCACCCGGAAACUUAAGGAAGGGGGGGUGCCAUCAAGAGCUGGGAACGGCCAGAGGGAGGGGGGAGGAGGAGGGGGGAACAGCCACCCCCGCAAGCAGACCCACAGCAGUGUGGAGAAGUCAAGGAACAGCAGCAUGGAUACUGAGUCCCAGUAUUCUGGUUAUUCUUACAAGUCAAGUCAUUCCCGCAGUUCACGGAAGCACAGAGACCGUAGAGAAAGACAUCGAUCAAAGAGCCGGGAAGGAAGCAGAGGUGACAAGUCAGUAACAAUCCAGGCACCAGGUGAACCACUAUUGGACAAUGAGUCAACAAGAGGAGACGACAGGGAUGAUAACUGGGGAGAGACCACCACAGUAGUCACUGGAACAUCAGAACAUAGUGUGUCUCAUGAAGAUGUGACUCGCAUAACAAAGGAUGUGGAUGAAUCUGUGACUCCUGACUGCCGUCGUUACCUUGGACCAGCCUUGUCAGCAGGUCUUGGUCUCUUUGCAUUUGUAACUCCUCUGGCAUUCCUUUUGCUUCCUCAGCUGCUAUGGCGGGAUGACUUAGAACCAUGUGGCACUCCUUGUGAAGGCUUGUAUGUGUCCCUCGCCUUUAAACUCUUGGUUUUACUUAUUGCAUCGUGGGCACUGUUCCUCAGACCUCCUCGGGCCACCCUUCCUCGGAUCUUUGUAUUCCGCUCCUUGUUGAUGGUACUUGUCUUCCUGUUUGUGGCAUCAUACUGGUUAUUUUAUGGUGUGAGGGUCCUGGAACCCAGAGAAAGGGAUUACCGUGGUAUAGUGGAAUAUGCAGCUUCACUGGUGGAUGCACUUCUAUUUAUUCAAUACCUGGCCGUCAUUUUGCUGGAAAUAAGACAAAUUCAACCAGCCUUCUGCCUAAAAGUAGUUAGAACAACAGAUGGUGCCAGCAAGUUCUACAAUAUUGGACACCUCAGUAUUCAGCGUGCUGCUGUGUGGAUUCUUGAGAGGUACUACAGUGAUUUCCCUGUGUACAACCCUGCUUUGCUGAACCUUCCUAAGUCCAUUCUCUCCAAGAAAAUGUCAGGGUUCAAGGUGUACUCUCUAGGAGAAGAAAACAGUACCAACAACUCAACAGGCCAGUCCCGUGCAAUGAUUGCUGCUGCAGCCCGGAGACGAGAUAACAGCCAUAAUGAAUAUUACUAUGAAGAGGCAGAAAUGGAGAGACGUGUGAGAAAACGAAAAGCAAGACUUGUGGUUGCAGUAGAGGAGGCUUUUACGCACAUUAAACGCUUGCAGGAUGAGGAUCAAAAGAAUCCACGAGAAAUUAUGGACCCCCGAGAAGCAGCCCAGGCAAUAUUUGCCUCAAUGGCACGUGCCAUGCAGAAGUACCUUCGGACCACAAGGCAGCAGCCAUACCAUAGCAUGGAGAGCAUUCUGCAACACUUACAGUUCUGCAUUACGCAUGACAUGACACCUAAGGCAUUUCUUGAGCGGUACUUGCUGCCAGGACCCACAGUCCAAUAUCACAGAGAAAACACAGCAGGCCGCCAGUGGACCCUGGUCAGUGAGGAGCCAGUAACCUCGUCUUUGAGAGAGGGGGCAGUUUUUGCUCUGAAAAGGAUGGAUUUCUCCCUAGUGGUUACUGUGAAGCAAAUUCCCUUCUUGCAGGUCCGAGAGGAGUUCAUUGACCCAAAGAGUCACAAGUUUGUGAUGCGACUACAGUCGGAGACCUCUGUCUAAUUUCUACGCCUUCAGGAGCAGCUUGUUUACAAGAAUGCUUGUCAGAUGGUCUUUCAGGUUAUAGAUUGUUUACAUCAUAAUGGAAGAGCUAUAUGUGAUCCUUAAUUAGGAUUAUAGCAUCAAGCCAGGACAGAGCCACACUACCUACAUUUUAAGCUUGUCACAAGCUACUGUGAUAGCAUCAGUCCCAUUGAUCUGAGCUACUACAUGGUGGGUAGUCUGUUUUUUUUUUUGUUUUGUUUUGUUUUUUUACCUGGGACACUUUUUUUGCAUUGAUUUUUUUUUUUUGACUUAUCAUAAAGUGCAAACGGUUGUACUGAUCAUUCCCCCAAAUGUUCCUGUUGCUACUGCUAACAGGAUUCACUUUUUCUGCCUGUGUCCAAUGAGUAAAACACAAUUAUGUAAACAGAAUGCAAACUUCUUGCAUUUCUCAUACCAAAAAAUUGAAAACAAAUCUCAAUUCUGGUUAUGGCUUGUUGGUUUCUGUGUGUGUGUGUGUAUAUGUAUGAAUGUAUGUAUAUGGUGUAUAUGUACAAAGAAGGUGUGUGUGUGUGUAUAAGAGAGUAAUGAAAGAGGAAGUGAACAGUUAUAAAGGAGAUGUCUUCAGAGGUUGCUUUGCUAAGUUAAAAUUGGUCUUUUUUUUUAAAUUCCACUCUUAAGUUGCAGAAUUUUGCUUUUGCUGUAUUUGUGCAUUUCAAUGUAAAUGUGGCCUUUUUCAGUUUGCUAGCAUUGAAGAGCGGAGGUGGUGUUUUUGUUUUUUUUUAAUGUACACAGUACAGUGUGCACAAUGUAUGUGAAAUCUGCAUCCAUGCACAAGCUCUCCAGAUUAAUGUUUGCAUACAAAGGAAUUUGUCUUGGACCCUUGCCUUGUAAGGAGAUAGUGGCUCCGCUGGUGUGAAACAUACCCAUUCUUGUUUUCUACUCAUAUCAAGACUUUUACUUUUUUUUAAAUUUGUAUUCUGACGUUAAUUGUGCACUACUAAGCCAGUGGCCUGCCUUUGAUCAAAGUUGCCUUAGCUUAUUUUGACAUAGUGGCCAGAAAAAACAACAGAUACGGCAGCGAGCGCUGGCUUUGGUUGUCAAGGGUGAAGAGCGCCUUUGUAUUGUAAUCUAAAUGUAAUUUACAUGUAAGUAAGAGUUCUGGUGAGAUAGUGGAGAGCAGGCAGAUACGCAAUGCAAAGGAAAUAGUGCUGGAAAAAAAAUACCUCACCUUAGAAAAGGACACAUGUUAGGACCUGGUUUGGUCAUAUCAGCUGGAAUGGCUGACUGAGCUGUUUAGCGAACUGGCACAUAGACUAAGAGGAUUGUAACCGUAAAAAAGAAUGGGAAUGUCGCCUCUGAUGAUUGGGACUGCUGUAAGUGUCGCAGGUUUUGCAUUUUGAUAAAAAAGGGGGAGUGGCUAGUGGAUUUCUCUUGCCAUCAGUAAUGCACAGCUUUAUUUGUUUUGUUUGUUAGUUGAAUGUCUUAAAUGUUCAUUAUAGUGAGAAGAACAAAAAAUCAUGUGGUAUUAAAAAGACGAGAGGAGACACUUGGAUGAAAUUGAUCUUGCAUAUCAGAAUGGAAGAUUCUCGCAGUCGAGCAUCGGAAUAAGACAAGAGCACCUUUCAAAAGUCACUGUGAUAUCAUCUGCCUGAAGCUUUUUUUUUAUGUUCCACAAGUCUGUAGUGUUCAAAUGUGGACUAAACCAAUUCUUCUUUACUGUGACCUCCUCCGAAGACAGAUGACAGUAUGGUAUCAUCACAGUGGGUCAUCAUACAACUCGUCCAUUCAGGACACAUUCUACAUGGCCUUAAAAAAAAAAAAAAAAAAAGUUCUAAAGUGAUUUUGUUUUUUAGAUUUUUCUAUCAUCAGCAGUUCAAAAAUACUUUUAUUGUGGAAUACCUUCAGCAAAACAAAGCUGGCUGCUUUAUGUGACAUGGUGAAGACGUAUUGUCCUUUUUUUCUUAUAAAAGCACUGUUUUAUCUUGGAAACCUUACUAAUCUCCUGACUUGGUCUCUCCAAAUGUGGCAGAAUUAGUCGAGAGCGAUCAUUUUCUAUCAAGUCCGAUUCACAAGCACUGGAUUUAUUGUAAAGCUGGUGUCCCUGACCAGCCAGAAGAGACCCCAUUGCAGAGUUUGUCUGUUUGUACAAUGAAAACAAGAAGCCACCAAGGCUGGAUAUUUUUCUGUAAGCACUGUUUACUUGAGACAUCACUGUACACAUUUCUACUUGCUUUGUUACUGAAACAAGAUGGACUCUUCAGCUGGAUGCAUCUUAACUGUUGCCUUCAGAGUGUCCCUUGAAGGAAUUUAAAACUGGUGGAAGGGUGGGGGUAGGGUUGGGGCAGGUUGGUGUGAGGGGGGCCAUGAUAUUUUGUAUUUGCAGUGAAGUAAUUUUCUAGUGUUUUAAAAUGCUAAACCUGUGGGCAUCGUGGUGCGUCACCUUGUGAGAGGGGUGGCUCUGGUGAACGGGGAGGAGCUCCGGGAAUGUUGGCCAAGAGGUAGCUCUCGUACAGUUAACCAGGAGUCACCUUCUCUCGGUCAUUACUACUGCUGGUGUGAUGUCAUGUAGUACAACUGGGUGAAGGUUUAUGUGGGCCAGGUCUUGUACAGGUCUUCCAGCUUCUUUGCUGAUCAUUUACAGGCAGGCACAUUUUGAAGCCUUUUGAACCACUACGGAAAGCAAUACUUCGGUUAUCUUAUCAAAGUAUAGAUAUGUAUGUGAUUUACUGGUGCUCUGUUUAUAGAGUUUUCAUGAACAUUACCUUUCUAAUGGUAUUCAUCUUGCUAAAGCAAAAACGAGUUAAUCUGCUCUUCUGCAUUUUUUGAAUAUACCUUUAAAAUAAGGACGUGCAUGAUAUUUUAUAAAUGAACAAAGCUUGGUGGGGAAGAAAAUACCUACUGAAUUCUGAAAGCACCUUCAAUUUUAUAUUUCCAAUGUAUAUAAUAUGAUGUCUAGUGAUAAACUGUUUAAAAAUGUGCAGGGUCAACCUUGUGAGUUGACUUAUUGACUUGAUUCUCUUUUUAAGCCUUGCAGUUUAGUUUAUGAAUAUCCUUCCAUAGUUUGUGAACAUUUUAGUGCCAAAAAUCAAUUAUGUAAUGUUUUACAGAGAUUUGUAGAGUUGCAUUAUUCCAUUUAAAUAAUGUUAGAUAUCAUGAAUGACUUGCUCUUCUUUUCUUGUGGAGUAUCUCAUUUCCUAACAGGCUUUUUUGAUUUGUGAUUUCUACCAUAAGUAUAUUCUGAUAGUUAAUAAAAAUCACGAUACACAAAUACCGCUUAUUCAUUAAGAACUAACGAAGAGUUUGUGUUUCAUCCCAGUAGGCACAGACCUCAACGCAUAGCUAUGAAUGUUUAUUAUUGACCUCUGUUUGUUCAUAAAGUUUUGUUUUAAUUUAAUUCCUCUUCUCCUUCGAUUCAUUUUUCCGUGAUGUAUAAAUUACUUUGUCAAACUUCAAUACUCUUCCUCUUGUUUAACAAAAAUGUCUAAGUCCUAUUUGGACAGGCUUAGUUUUACACCAGGAGGGUGGGGUGAAGUAAUCAUUACUGAAAGACCUCUGUAAUUUUUAAUCCCAUCCAAAUCGCUCAAAUUAUAGAGUUUAACUGACUUGUCAAUUCACACAGAACUAGUUUUACAUAGGAUAAAUGUUUUACCGACUUGGCUUGGUAAUCUUUACUGUGACGUGAAAACGCAGUCAGUAAAAUGUUACUGACAUGAGCAAGUCACACAGUGACUACAUUUACUGAGGUCCUCCAGCAAUAAUUCAUCUACCCCCACCCUCUGGUGUAGAACUAAUCCUACCCCCCAAACAGGCUUUAGUUAGUUUUAUUUUAGGUGAUGACAUUUUCCUUGGUUGGUUACAUUGCUAGCCUAUCAGAGAAUAUUUUGUUGGCAGAUGAAGGCUCUGGAAAUGAUCCACUUUACUCUAAAGGAACAAUGUGAUCGUUAUUUUCAAAGGAGUACAUUAACCAGAAAGGGAUCAAGUUUCAAGAGGUAAAGAACCUGUCUAAGGCCUUGAGAGUGUUUUAAAAAUCACAGGAAAAUGAGUGGAGGUGCACGGUCACAGUUCAAGAACUAAUUAAUGAACAGAUAUUGUUCAUUUCCUUGUAUGUUAGUCAGUUUCUGCUUUGUUUUCUGUGUCUUUAUGUGUAUUAAUUCUGUAUGUAGCAAUUCUAAUAUUUAUGUUUGCAUUUUACCUGAGAACUUGUCACAGCACUCAGUGAAUAGUGCUGUACAAAAAUAAACUGAGUGGACCUGGUAAACAAACCAAACUCGGGGAACAACUUGCAGCCCACACAAAUAUUCACAUGAGGUACACAUUUAUUACCGCUAUCGGUCGGAACUGGCUCAGUGUAUCCAUUAAAUACAGUAUAGUACGAGAAACUUAUAAGUUUGUGCUAGGUGAUACUAACCUGUGAAAGUCUUUCAUGUUGAACCAACAUAAUUGGCAAAUUGUUACUUAAUGCAGUGGGAGUUAAAAUAUUAGCAGUCGCAAAGAUGCUUAGACUUUAAAGGUGUUUGUUAAUAGAUACGUUUAAUAUGGACACCAAUUACCAGUAACUUAAUUGAAUCUGUGAUGGAUCGUUAGACUUCAAACACAACUAGACGCCCAGCCAUUAUCUUCCUGAAUGUUACUUUAGUAUCAUUA